CUCCUCCUCACCUCCUCAGUGACUGUGAUGCGCCGCUGUAGGUCGGUGAGAUUUUGUGCCAUGUUUUAAAUAUUUUAUGUUUUCAAAUAACUUUUAAUUAUUUUAAUAUUAUUUAUUUAAACAAAGAGUGUGCCAUUAUGCCGAUUUUACAUUUAGUGUUAAUUUUAUUCGCCACAUUUAUUCAUGUUUCCCCGAAGGAAAGCAAUGAUAUCCUCGUGUACACUGUUGCCACUGACCAAACCAACGGCUUCGACAGAUACCUCCAUUCAGCCAACGAAUUCAACAUUCAACCUCAAAUACUGGGUUUGGGGUACGAAUGGAGAGGUGGCCAAGUCAAAACCCAUCCGGGAGGUGGCUUCAAGUUCAAUUUGUUGAAGAAAGCACUGGAAGAACAUAAAGCCAGCAACAAAUUAAUACUCUUUACAGAUUCUUACGAUGUGAUAUUUUUAGGGAAGAUGGAUGAACUUAUUAGGAGAUUUAAACAAACUGGUGCUAAAAUUCUUUUCGGCGCUGAGCCUUUCUGUUGGCCCGAUCCGAAACUAGCUGAUCAGUAUCCGGAGGCCACCGAAGGAAAAAGAUUCUUAAAUUCGGGAAUGUUUAUUGGAUAUGCGCCUGAAAUUUACAAAUUAUUAACUAGAGAUGAAAUCCAGGAUACAGACGACGAUCAAUUGUAUUGCACCAAAGCGUAUUUGGACCAACAGUUCAGAGACGAAGCUCAAAUCAAGCUGGACCAUAAAAGUGAAAUAUUCCAGAACCUCAACGGUGUAUCAGCUGAAAUCGAAAUCGCUACUCGGCAAGAAAAAGAAGGGGAAGGAGAAUUAUACUACGUCAGGAAUACGUUGACUCGUACUGAACCCUUGGUCGUUCACGGAAACGGUGCAGCAAAAUACACUCUGAACUAUCUCAGUAACUACGUUCCGAACGUAUGGAACUCUGUGGACGGGUGUAAACAAUGCAAGAAGGGAGCGAUCAAUCUCGGUACUGUGGCGACCAAAGAUUUCCCGUCCGUGCUGAUUUCUGUAUUCAUCGAACAAAGCACGCCGUUUUUGGAAGAGAUGUUGCAGAAAGUGUACUUCUUGGACUAUCCUAAAGAAAGGGUUCACAUUUUUAUUCAUAAUUCGGUUAAAUAUCAUAUCGGCAUCGUUAAAGAUUUCGUAGAAAAGUACAGCAACGAUUAUGCAUCGUUUAAACAAAUAACUCCAGAAGAUGGUACACCUGAGUGGACAGCUCGUGAUUUGUCGCUGGAUCACUGUCUCGCCAAAAAAUGUGACGUCUACUUCUCGCUGGACGCUAUAGCGCAUAUAGACAAUCCCUAUACUCUCAAACUGCUCAUCGAACAAAACAGGACCGUUGUAGCUCCGAUGUUGACCAGACCGGGAAAGGCGUGGAGUAAUUUCUGGGGCGCUCUCACCAAAGAUGGAUUUUACUCGAGGUCCAACGAUUACAUGGAUAUUGUUCACAACGAGAAACGAGGUCUCUGGAACGUUCCCUUCAUCUCCAACGCCUACAUCAUCAACGCCACUCUCCUGCGAAAACACGAUCGCACCGUUCUAAACUACACAAAACCCAACUUGGAUGCCGAUAUGGCUUUCUGCAGCAUCUUGCGAGAUUUAGACGUUUUUAUGUACGUAUCGAACAGACUCGAAUUCGGCCAUUUGAUCAACUCAGACACUUUCGAUAUUACGAGAACUGAACCUGACAUGUACCAGAUUUUCGAGAAUGAGAGGGAUUGGGAGGAUAGGUAUAUCAAUGAAGAGUACCCUGAGAAUUUCAAUCCGGAGAAAAAAGAUGCCCAGCCCUGCCCUGACGUAUACUGGUUCCCAAUCGUCUCCAAGAGAUUCAACGAAGCCCUCAUCCACAUGAUGGAGAGCUACGGUAAAUGGUCGUCGGGUAAGAAUGAAGACGAUCGUCUAAAUGGUGGGUACGAGGCAGUUCCCACCAGGGAUAUACACAUGAACCAAGUUGGAUGGGAGCGUCACUGGUUGCACUUCUUGCAAAAAUACGUAAGACCUUUACAAGAAAAGGUUUUCACCGGUUACUAUCACGAUCCGCCGAAGUCCCUAAUGAAUUUCGUAGUGAGGUAUCGCCCAGACGAACAGCCAGAGUUGAGACCACACCACGACAGCUCUACGUAUACCAUCAACAUAGCACUCAACCAAAGAGGUCUCGAUUAUGAAGGUGGCGGUUGCAGAUUCAUCCGAUACAACUGUAGCGUCGUGGACACCAAACCAGGAUGGCUGUUAAUGCAUCCUGGACGACUGACCCACUUCCACGAAGGAUUGCGCGUUACCAAAGGCACAAGAUAUAUAAUGAUUGCGUUUGUAGAUCCAUAAACAGUAGAAAUAUUUUACUUAAUGUGUACUUUAUUGAUACAACGAAGUUUAUUAAUAUUUUCUUUAGUCAAAGCUGUAUACGAGAAUAAUGUGAAAAGUUCUAGCUGCCUGUUGCUGUAUUGUUGAAUUUUUCCUGUGCAAAUCAGAAUUUUUCUUCUUCAUUUUUUCAUGUAUCUGAUCAAAAACUUAUGCGUAGUAUUAUUCAUUAAUUGUUUAACUAUACAAAGAUAUCUAACUAAAAAAAAUAAUUUAGAAUUACGGAAAACACUGAUCAUAACUUUUCCAGUAGAUCUGGAUAGAAAGUAAUAGAGAUAUUUUUAAUAGAAAGUAACCAAUAUUAGAUACUUUUAUGAGUUCCUCGGUGAACUGAAGUGACUUUUUGUCUUCAGAAAGCGUAGACAGUGUCCUGAUACGUUGCUGAGUAUUACUUUGCAACAAGUUUACCAAUCUAACAACAUCAGUAACUUUAAUAGUAACAGUACCCUCUAGUAGGGCUACUCUUAGAACUUUUUGCCUUCUUCUCGUAAAACACGUAGCAUUUCUAAUUUUUUGAACAUAUCUGUAUCAAUAUUACAUCGAUUAAGUUGUAGUACUAGUCAGUUUUACUCUCUAACUUAGCAAACAACUACUUAACAAAUCUAACACAGUGUUAAUAUUCUGCUAAGCUUGUCCUGUUCCUUUUUUUCUCUGUUUGUAGGUCUUAAAGUUUGAAACGAACAAUUUUGUAAUUAGUUUUAGGAAAAAAUAAACUAUUUUGAUAAAAA
Diabrotica balteata is the source of this 3097-nucleotide messenger RNA. The record is from the annotation of a GenBank genome assembly. NCBI's taxonomy places the organism in Eukaryota, Metazoa, Arthropoda, Insecta, Coleoptera, Chrysomelidae.